AUGGCCAGUUACCCCGAGCCCGAGGACGCCGCGGGGGCCCUGCUGGCCCCGGAGCCCGGCCGCGCCGCCAAGGAGCCCGACGCGGCCCCGCCAAGCCCCGGGCCGGGCGGCGGCGCGGCCCCCGCGCCCGAGAAGCCCGAUCCGGCGCAGAAGCCCCCCUACUCGUACGUGGCGCUCAUCGCCAUGGCCAUCCGCGAGAGCGCCGAGAAGCGGCUCACGCUGUCGGGCAUCUACCAGUACAUCAUCGCCAAGUUCCCCUUCUACGAGAAGAACAAGAAGGGCUGGCAGAACAGCAUCCGCCACAACCUCAGCCUCAACGAGUGCUUCAUCAAGGUGCCGCGCGAGGGCGGCGGCGAGCGCAAGGGCAACUACUGGACGCUGGACCCGGCCUGCGAGGACAUGUUCGAGAAGGGCAACUACCGCCGCCGCCGCCGCAUGAAGCGGCCCUUCCGCCCGCCGCCCGCGCACUUCCAGCCGGGCAAGGGCAUCUUCGCGCCGAGCGGCGCGCCGGGCGGCUGCGGCGUGGCGGGCGCGGGCGCCGACGGCUACGGCUACCUGGCGCCCCCCAAGUACCUGCAGUCGGGCUUCCUCAACAACUCGUGGCCGCUGCCGCAGCCGCCGUCGCCCAUGCCCUACGCCUCCUGCCAGAUGGCGGCGGCCGCGGCGGCGGCGGCGGCGGCGGCGGCGGCCGCGGGUCCGGGCAGCUCCAGCGCCGCCGCCGUGGUCAAGGGCUUGGCGAGCUCCGCCGCCUCCUACGGGCCCUACUCGCGCGUGCAGGGCAUGGCGCUGCCGCCCGGCGUGGUGAACUCCUACAACGGCCUGGGGGGGCCCCCGGCCGCGCCCCCGCCGCCGCCGCCGCCGCCGCCGCACCCGCAUCCGCACCCGCACCCGCACGCCCACCAUCUGCACGCGGCCGCCGCGCCCCCGCCGGCCCCGCCGCCGCACCACGGGGCCACCGCGCCGCCGCCCGGCCAGCUCAGCCCUGCCAGCCCGGCCACCGCCGCGCCCCCGGCGCCGCCCGCGCCCACCAACGCCGCCGGCCUGCAGUUCGCCUGCGCCCGGCAGCCCGAGCUCGCCAUGAUGCAUUGCUCCUACUGGGACCACGACAGCAAGACGGGCGCACUGCACUCGCGCCUCGACCUCUGAACGCGGACGCGGGACCGCGGCCACGCCAGGCCCGGGUCGCAGCCCUCGCCGGGGGCGGCCGGAUCGCGCGCCCGGCCGGGGCCGCCCGCCCCGCGCGCCUCUCGCUGCUCUUUGUCUCCUCGGCCUCACCCCUCCGCUGCCCUCGGUGCCCUCUCCGGCCUCGGGCCUGCAGAACGCCCGCCCCCGCGGCCGGCGCUCACCCCUGGCCCGAAUUCCCGACGGAGAGGAAGCGCCCCGGGCCGAGGAGCGGCGGAGAGUCCAGACCUCUGCACCCCCGGCCUCCUCGUCUCGCCCGGCCGGUGCGUCCUCGGCGCGAUCUGGGCUGCAAGCGCGGGGGCUCCGCCGGCCACGACGCCCGCGCCGCGAGCGAAGGACGGACGUGCGUUUGCCCCGCGUGCCCCGUGCUGCCGCGGUUCUGGAGCCGCCGCAGCCCGGCUCCACGGCCCGUGCCCGGGUGGACUUGCCGGCGCGGAUCGAAGGAGCGAGGCCCCGCACCUUCCGCUCUCCAGCGCGACUCUGCCCGUACCGCCGGGCCCAGGCUGCUGGCUGAUGGUCUGCUAGAAGAAUCGGUGGGGCCAUGUUAGAUGAUAUUAAAGAAAUCGUGGUUUUUUUUUUUUAAAGAAAAAAAAAUACUCACCGGGAAAACGGCGACGUAUUGUGGCCUUGGAGUUUGCUAAAGCCAAAGACGAAAAUCUUCUUUUCCAGUAGAAUUGCUUUCUGGUUUUCCCAAAAGCUGGGUGCAGAGAGGUCGGAGGCUGUUCGGUAAAAGACAGUUUCCUCUUAAGAAUUGGAAGGUUUUCCGUUCCCUGCCCUAAGUACAAAAUAAAAUCAAAACCAAGUUUCCCCGGGUUAGGGGAUCUUCGGUAAGGAGCCGCCUAUCUGUCCAGUCAAGGUGGCCGCAUGGACCGCUCUCUCUCUCCCUGAUUUUUUUUUUUAAUCAAAAGUUAGUUUCUCCCCCGCCUUGGGCAAGAGAUCCCGGAGGCCCCAAAUUUAUCGGAGGCGGCCGAGCUUGAGCUCCAGGCGGGUGAGCAAAAAAACCCACCAGCUUUAUCUGGAAUUCUGUGACACGCGUGGGGGGACCAACUUAUUUUCUAGCGAAAACUAGAGCACUUUUGUUGUUUUGUUUGUUGCUUUUUUCUUUUGUCUUGUCAAUUCUUGAAUAAAUUUUUUUGUUCUUUC
Messenger RNA from Sorex araneus (European shrew), 2325 nucleotides. It is a transcript of the gene FOXL2, whose product is annotated as forkhead box L2. The transcript has a single exon. Gene Ontology annotation, molecular function: RNA polymerase II cis-regulatory region sequence-specific DNA binding; DNA-binding transcription factor activity, RNA polymerase II-specific. Lineage: Eukaryota; Metazoa; Chordata; Mammalia; Eulipotyphla; Soricidae. Bases 1 to 1146 code for a protein of 381 amino acids. The record is from RefSeq and is a predicted model, not a curated record. Gene Ontology annotation, biological process: regulation of transcription by RNA polymerase II; anatomical structure morphogenesis; cell differentiation.